CUGCCCAUCGUGUCGGUGGUGAGAGACACCGAGUCCCAGCUCCUGCCCGACGUGGGGGCCGUGGUGACGUGCAAGGUUUGCAGCAUUAACUCCCGCUUUGCCAAGGUGCACAUCCUGUACGUUGGCUCCACGCCACUGAAGUCCACCUUCCGGGGGACCAUACGGAAAGAAGAUAUUCGAGCCACGGAGAAAGAUAAGGUAGAAGUAUACAAGAGUUUCCGCCCCGGUGACAUAGUCCUGGCCAAAGUUAUCUCGCUAGGGGACGCGCAGUCCAACUACCUGCUGAGCACGGCCGAGAAUGAGCUGGGCGUGGUGGUGGCACGCAGCGAGGCAGGGGUGCAGAUGGUGCCCAUCAGCUGGUGUGAGAUGCAGUGCCCACGGACACACACCAAGGACUUCCGUAAGGUGGCCCGCGUGCAGCCCCAGUUUCUGCAGACCUAG
Molecule: messenger RNA, 441 nt
Organism: Phaethon lepturus (White-tailed tropicbird)
Lineage: Eukaryota; Metazoa; Chordata; Aves; Phaethontiformes; Phaethontidae
Gene: EXOSC1
Product: exosome component 1
Exons: 6
Biological process (GO): RNA processing
Cellular component (GO): cytoplasm; nuclear exosome (RNase complex)
Molecular function (GO): RNA binding
Source: RefSeq, a predicted model, not a curated record